AUGUCUAUAGUAACUGUUUUUGUUCAAAGUGAUAACGCGUCUUCGGAAAGGCGUUUUGAUAAAGGUAUCAGCAUUAGUCAAUUGAAAACAAAACUCGAACCUAUUACCGGGAUACCAGCAGAAUCGCAGUUGCUACAAUUAUAUAAUGGUGAUACUCUGGUCACCUCUGUCGAAGGUGAUGAUUAUAUGCUAGGCGCCUUUCCUGUCGAUAAUUUUAUGACGUUAAAGGUUUUAAUUCAUUAUUCAAUGGUGAUGGAUUAUUCAAUGAAUAUCAAGCCUAACUAUAAUCAUGAUUCAAUAAGGUUAUUGACACCAAUCCUAGCAAUCAUAGAAAUCAAUAUAAUGAUUUGUCACUUGUGGAAAAAUAUGAAUUACCGGAAGAAGAAUAUGCGAAACGCACAGGAAAAUUCAGUCCUUGCUUUUAAGCAACGUAACAAACUUGGCCGGUUCUCUGAUGCUCUUUCUCAAACCUCUGAUUCAUAUACUUUUGAGGAAGAGGCAAAAAAUAUUAAAGUUGGAGAUCGUUGUGAAGUAGAUUUUGGUGAUGCUGAAGGGUUAAAGCGCCGAGGAACUGUCAAAUACGUUGGUGAAACUAAAUUUAAACCAGGUUAUUGGGUUGGUGUACAAUAUGAUGAGCCAGUUGGAAAACAUGAUGGUACUGUUCAAGGCGAACAAUAUUUUUCAUGUCCUGCUAAGUAUGGUGCGUUCGUUAGGCCAAAUAAAGUGAAAAUAGGCGAUUAUCCAGAAGAAGAAUUCGAAGAAAU
Scutellospora calospora is the source of this 764-nucleotide messenger RNA. Lineage: Eukaryota; Fungi; Glomeromycota; Glomeromycetes; Diversisporales; Gigasporaceae. The record is from the annotation of a GenBank genome assembly.